CUUACCCCCCCCUCCCUGUCCGGUCCGGGUUCGCUUGCCUCGUCAGCGUCCGCGUUUUCCCCGGCCCCCCCCAACCCCCCCGGGCAGGACCCCCUUGAGCUCGCCCCUCAGCUGCCACCAUGAGCGACCAAGAUCACUCCAUGGAUGAAGUGGCAGCCGUGGUGAAGAUUGAAAAAGGUGUUGGUGGCAAUAGUGGGGGUAACGGUAAUGGUGGUGGUGCCGCCUUUCCCCAGACUCGAAGCAGCAGCACAGGCAGCAGCAGCAGCAGUGGUGGCGGAGGAGGGCAGGAAUCCCAGCCGUCUCCUUUGGCUCUGCUGGCAGCAACCUGCAGCAGAAUUGAGUCACCCAAUGAGAACAGCAACAACUCCCAGGGUCCGAGUCAGUCGGGGGGCACAGGUGAACUUGACCUCACAGCCACACAACUUUCACAGGGUGCCAAUGGCUGGCAGAUCAUCUCUUCCUCCUCUGGGGCUACCCCUACCUCAAAGGAACAGAGUGGCAACAGUACCAACGGCAGCAAUGGCAGCGAGUCUUCCAAGAAUCGCACAGUCUCUGGUGGGCAGUAUGUUGUGGCUGCUACACCCAACCUACAGAACCAGCAAGUUCUGACAGGCCUGCCUGGAGUGAUGCCUAAUAUUCAGUAUCAAGUAAUCCCACAGUUCCAGACUGUUGACGGGCAGCAGCUUCAGUUUGCUGCCACUGGGGCCCAAGUGCAGCAGGAUGGCUCUGGUCAGAUACAGAUCAUACCGGGCGCAAACCAGCAGAUCAUCACAAACAGAGGAAGUGGGGGCAACAUCAUCGCUGCUAUGCCAAACCUGCUCCAGCAGGCUGUGCCCCUCCAGGGCCUUGCUAACAACGUGCUCUCAGGACAGACGCAGUACGUGACCAACGUCCCAGUGGCCCUGAAUGGGAACAUCACCUUGCUGCCCGUCAACAGCGUGUCUGCAGCUGCCUUGACUCCUAGCUCUCAGGCAGCCACCAUCAGCAGCUCUGGAUCCCAGGAGAGCGGCUCACAGCCUGUCACCUCAGGGACUGCCAUCAGUUCUGCCAGUUUGGUGUCCUCACAAGCUAGUUCCAGCUCCUUCUUCACCAAUGCCAGUAGCUACUCAACAACUACUACCACCAGCAACAUGGGGAUCAUGAACUUCACCACCAGCGGGCCGUCAGGGACCAGCUCUCAAGGCCAGACAGCCCAGAGGGCUGGUGGGCUGCAGGGCUCUGAGUCUCUGAGCCUCCAGCAGAACCAGACCUCGGGAGGCUCACUGCCAGGAAGUCAGCAGAAAGAGGGAGAGCAAAGUCAGCAGGCACAGCAGCAGCAGCAGAUUCUUAUUCAGCCUCAGCUAGUUCAGGGGGGACAGGCCCUCCAGGCUCUCCAGUCACCAUUGUCAGGGCAGACCUUCACAACUCAAGCUAUUUCCCAGGAAACCCUGCAGAACCUCCAGCUGCAGGCUGUUCAAAACUCUGGCCCCAUCAUCAUCCGGACACCAACAAUGGGGCCCAAUGGACAGGUCAGUUGGCAGACCCUGCAGCUGCAGAAUCUUCAAGUUCAGAACCCACAGGCUCAGACAAUCACCUUGGCCCCUAUGCAGGGCGUUUCCUUGGGGCAGACGAGCAGCAGCAAUACCACCCUUACACCCAUUGCCUCAGCUGCCUCCAUCCCUGCUGGCACAGUCACGGUGAACGCCGCUCAGCUCUCCUCCAUGCCGGGCCUGCAGACCAUCAACCUCAGUGCAUUGGGAACUUCAGGGAUCCAGGUACACCAGCUCCCAGGCCUGCCUCUGGCUAUAGCAAACACCCCAGGUGAUCAUGGAGCUCAGCUUGGCCUUCAUGGAUCUGGUGGUGAUGGGGUCCACGAUGAGACAGCUGGUGGAGAAGGAGAAAACAGCCCUGACCCGCAGCCCCAAGCUGGGCGGAGGACUCGACGGGAAGCAUGCACAUGCCCCUACUGUAAAGACAGCGAAGGAAGAGGUUCUGGAGAUCCUGGCAAAAAGAAACAGCACAUUUGUCAUAUUCAAGGAUGUGGCAAAGUAUAUGGCAAGACCUCGCAUCUCCGGGCACACUUGCGCUGGCAUACUGGAGAGAGGCCAUUCAUGUGUAACUGGACAUACUGUGGGAAGCGCUUCACACGAUCGGAUGAGCUUCAGAGACAUAAACGCACACACACAGGAGAGAAGAAAUUUGCCUGCCCUGAGUGCCCUAAGCGUUUCAUGAGGAGUGACCACCUGUCAAAGCACAUCAAGACUCACCAGAACAAAAAGGGAGCCCCAGGAGUAGCCCUGAGUGUGGGCACUCUGCCCCUGGACAGUGGGGCAGGUUCAGAAGGCAGUGGCACCGCCACUCCAUCAGCCCUUAUUACCACCAACAUGGUAGCCAUGGAGGCCAUCUGUCCAGAGGGUAUUGCCCGUCUUGCCAACAGUGGCAUCAACGUCAUGCAGGUGACAGAGCUACAGUCCAUUAAUAUCAGUGGCAAUGGUUUCUGAGAUUAGAUACCCAGGGCCAGAGACAUAUGGGCCAACACCCACCAAGCCUGGGGUGCAAGGUAGCAUGGGUCCAAGAGACACGUGGAAGAGAGAGCCGUGAGGCAUUACUAUGCUUGGUGGUGGGAUGAAUUGGGGGGGUACAAGAGAAGAGAUGGGAUUGUGGCACCCAUAUAUGUCACUGGUGACUCCUUGAAAAUGGAAAAUAGUGAAAAUUCUGUUGGUGCCACCCUUUGAUAAGCAUUUAUUCCAUCCCUGAUUCUUCUUACACUUCUUGCCCCGGCCUCCUUCCUGUGUUUUCCCUCUGCGCUCUCCCAUGGUGGAUCUCCCCGCCCCCUUCCUAAAGCCAUCAUGCCUUGAUAAAUAUAUAGAUCAUUGAAAUACUUUUUAACAAAAACAGAUUCUAUAUUAUAUAUAUAUAUAUAAAUAUAUAGAGAUGCUUUCACAGGGGCUGGCUGGGAGGAGGAAAAAGACCAUUCUGUGACCAAAAUACCUUGGUCAUUUUUUUUAAUUGCCUUAUUUCUCAAUGGCUGAGCCUUAUCAUGACACAUCAAGCUUUUCUAUAAAUGUUGUCCUGGCAUCCCACCAGAGUAAGCAUUCAUACUCUCUGCUUUUAGUUCAUAUAUACAUAUAUAAUGUGUCUUAUUUCUUAGUUUUGUCAUUUUACUUGGGAUUAGCUCCUUGCGCUUCUUUUGUGACUCAGUCCUUUUUGUCUCCCCUUUCCUCACAUGAUCACUUGCUGUGUUGUUUUUGACAGUGACCCCUGGGUUAGGCACGUCCAUCAAUAUUUUAAAGACUGAUUACAGCAGCAGAGUGGAAAAGCCUUGAAGUGCAGUCUGAUGCUUGCAGUGGCAGUGGAGGGAGUGUUCAGAAUACUGCUGACGCAGGCACCUCUCCGUGCUGCAGAGUCGGAACCACCUCCCUUGUUAGCUGCUCUGAACAUCAGAAACCAGAAGUCUUUCUGUGGAAUUGUGUAAAAGGCCCAUGGAGGGAAGUAAUCUGUGGAAGCUGUCAAAAAAUGGUCACAUGGCAGGCAGCCGUUUACAGUAGGAAAAAGAUGUUCUCAGAAAAGGAAAUAACUCAUAGUCUCGGGUUCAAAAGUUAGUGGAAUUAUUUGGAUUUCAGUGUCAUUGUCUUCCAAAUAGCUCUAAGCCUUAAUGGUUGGGCUUCUGAGUUCUCAGUUCCUCCUUUGAACAUGUCUGUAGUUCCUUCCUCCUCGUGCUAAGGAGCAUCAGCCAGUGACUCUGAUCCGACUGCCCAUUCUGUAGAACGCAAGGCUUGUGCCCGUGGCAGAGUGCUUCUUUAAAAGGUGUCUCCCUCAGCUCUUCCUUGUAUGUACUUGGGUGGUUCCUAAGGGAAAGGGAAGCACACAAUCAUGGGAACGGUAGCCCAGAACAAAAUGAAAUCUUGUCUUACCACUGUGGAUUGUAGGAGAGAUUGGGGCAAAGACCCUGCUUUCUCCAUGGCUGAUUCCAGAAGAGACUGGUCCAAACAUUAUCGGCAGGGAGACUCAGCACAUGUGAUGCUGAGACAAGCACAGCAGAAUUGUCCUCAAGGCCCGGCCAUGAAAGCAUUGUCUCUCUUGACCUUCUGGUGUCUUGUCAGAGAGCUCUUCACUGUGAGGAAGUGUGGGAGUGGUUGUGCAUGUGUGAAAGCUAUUAGGUUGGGGAUAGGUUUUCUGUUAGCCAAUAUUUAAAGAGACCUGCAAUAAAAAAUUCCCCCGAUCUGAUAGAGAAACUGAACUGCUUGUAUAUGACUGUGUGUGUGGACGUGUGUCUGUCCUGUGCCUAUCUACAUGCAGAUGAGAACUUAUAUUUGAAAUUGUUGGAAAUGAAUUCAGAUCAAAAUGCCGUGCAGGUCCAUUAUCUAGAAAUCGGUCCUGGCCCCUGGGCGUGCUCCUGAGGCCAGUUCUCACAGCUCUGCAUGGUUUGGGUAUCCUAGUGCACUUUCUGAAGAAGAGACUAUUUUUGUGUUUGAAAAUGAAAUCAACAUCCAAAUCUAUAGUGGAGUCCUUGUUCUAAACUCUUUAUCUUGGCUACAAAUAGAUUAUACUAUUACUAUACAUUUUAUGUAAAUUCCAUCUAAACUAGUUCUUGGUAAGUUUGUGGUGGUGUUAGCCUGAAAUACAAUAGCUGUUAAUCUUGUAACAUUGGUCUAUUCCAUUUGGUCCUUUCUGUUCAGACUUGAUAAUACUGUUAUUAAGACUCAGGAAAUAUUUCGAGGGACUUUCUCCAAAUUACAGAUUAUUAAUGUUGAAGUAAAAGUUAUCCAUCCUCAGCCACCGUCAUGCCUCUUACUCCUAAAGAAAAGCAGAACCUAACCCUUGCUCUUCAUAUCUAUGUGAUCGUGGACCUUGACAUCUCCGGAGGAAGGGGAGGCCAGCUCACUGGAGUGUGCAGUGCUUGCUAGAUAUUUCAGGGAUAGAAUCUCCAGUAUGAGGGAUCAAGUAGAAGCUGCCGUAGUGAUGCCAAGGGCUGUAAGCCUUCAGACAAGCCAUUUGAUAAUGUGCUCUCUCCAGUGUGUGAGAAGUUGCCUCAUUCACAUCAGCAUCAGCUGAUUCACACAGAGUCUCUCUGCUUUUUUAUUUCCUUCCCCAGUGUCUUAUUUGACCCUAAAAUAGAAGCAGUUUCUGCUUUUGUCUCCCUGUUUAUGAGCCGCUCAGCCCUUUUCACAGUAAAGAGACUACAUUCCUCAAGUUGGGGUCUCACUAUUGAAAAUUAACCUCCCUCCAACUUUUGGCCAUCAGAAUUUAACAUAAUUGGCAUGCAUACUGAUUCUGAAAUUCUUUUCAUUAUCUUUUUGUUAUUUGGUUUGCGAU
Acomys russatus (golden spiny mouse) is the source of this 5295-nucleotide messenger RNA. It is a transcript of the gene Sp1, whose product is annotated as Sp1 transcription factor. Gene Ontology annotation, molecular function: RNA polymerase II cis-regulatory region sequence-specific DNA binding; DNA-binding transcription factor activity, RNA polymerase II-specific. Gene Ontology annotation, biological process: regulation of transcription by RNA polymerase II. The coding region runs from base 120 to 2480 and encodes 786 amino acids. The transcript is spliced from 6 exons. Lineage: Eukaryota; Metazoa; Chordata; Mammalia; Rodentia; Muridae. The record is from RefSeq and is a predicted model, not a curated record.